Messenger RNA from Corticium candelabrum, 1536 nucleotides. Its product is annotated as CD109 antigen-like. The record is from RefSeq and is a predicted model, not a curated record. The transcript is spliced from 12 exons. Bases 1 to 1536 code for a protein of 511 amino acids. NCBI's taxonomy places the organism in Eukaryota, Metazoa, Porifera, Homoscleromorpha, Homosclerophorida, Plakinidae.
AUGAGUGCUGAGCUAGAUCCAUCAGAUUUUACUGAAGGACCAUGCUAUCAUGUCCUCGCCGAAGAUAGGAGUUGCAGCAACAGACUUCCCGAAUUGUAUACGAAAGAUGAAUGCUGCAAUUUGAAAAAGAAACAGUUGAGUGUCGGUUGGGGUGAAUUGUGUGAGCCAUGUCCUAGAGCUUCGGAGAAUCGUGAAGGCGAAGACACAGGAGGAAGACGUGGAUUUCAGGAAAAUUAUUUCAGAAUACGGCUCCCUUCUAAUUCUAUUCCCGGUUCCGCCAAUGUUUCUGUAUCAGUAACAGGAAAGUAUCUUGAAGGUACCAUACCAAUUCAGUACAAUGUCAGAAAUAUGCUUAAAAUACCAGGAGGACCUGGAGAAGAGAACAUGAUCAAGUUCGGGCCCAACGUCGCAGUAAUAAAGUAUCUCAAGCACAGUCGCAGGCUGAACAAAGCUGAAACUUCGAGAAGACUAUUUCUUAUAAGACGAUCUUAUCAGCAUCAGUUAAAUUUCAGGACCAGCGAAGGCGGUUUUGCAACAAGUAAAAGACAUGUGACUGUUACCUGGCUAACGGCAUUCGUGCUCAGGACAAUGUGUGGUGCAUUGGAUCUCAUAUUCAUCGAUCCUAGAGUAAUCACGGGCGCACAAAACUUUUUGAUAAAGCGUCAAAACACGUCUGGAGAAUUUUACGAAAGUGGACUUGUCAAGGACUACAUAAGGGGUCGGCAUCGUCAAACACCUGCUUCUCUCACUUCUUACGUUGUCGUGAGCCUUCUCGAGUGCUGUCAUCAGCCUAAGUACAGAAUACCACAAGAUGUAAAAGAUGGAAUUUGUGAAGCAGUAGCUUUCCUAGAGAACGAAGUGACAGCCGGACGCGUCACUGAUGAACACACAAAAGCUGUAGUCUAUUAUGCCCUUGUACUAGCUUGCACCAACUGCACAACCUGCAAUUGCAGUGAGGAGGCGAGAAGUACUCUUUUGAAUGAACUUAUGAGGUCUUCCAUACAAAGGUAUGGAAUGACAUACUGGGUUGGAAAUUCUACUCAACUUACUCCUCCCAGAGCCGAAUCGAUUGAAAUAACGUCUUACAUGCUAUGCGCAUAUAUUGCACAGAACAAUGUCGAUUGUGCUAGACCAAUUGCAAAAUGGGUAAACACUGCACGCAGUGGACGAGGAGCUUUCAGGACAACUCAAGACACAACCAUAGCGCUAAAGUGCCUAGCCGAUUUUGCAUCGUAUCUAACGCAGGAUCGCAAUAUGAGAGUGACUGUGACGGAUUUGGACGACAGCUUUGAACGUGUUGUUACAAUAGAUAACAACAACAGAGACGUUGACCAGCAACUAUACAUACCAAUCACAGAUGGUGUAAUCAAAGUGAAAACUGAAGGAACGGGUCUUGGAUUGGUACAAGUGCAAGUUAGCUACAACGUUCCUGAUUUGGAAGCUGAAGACUGCAGCUUUGAUUUCACGGUUUCAGCUAAGUUUGGAGACAAGAAGUCUAAAGACCUCCUUAUAAAAGCUUGCGCAAAGUAUAUAUAA